Papaver somniferum (opium poppy) is the source of this 1881-nucleotide messenger RNA. Its product is annotated as F-box protein At3g07870-like. The transcript has 2 exons. Gene Ontology annotation, molecular function: protein binding. NCBI's taxonomy places the organism in Eukaryota, Viridiplantae, Streptophyta, Magnoliopsida, Ranunculales, Papaveraceae. Bases 129 to 1325 code for a protein of 398 amino acids. The record is from RefSeq and is a predicted model, not a curated record.
UCACAUUUCUUGAACCCUAAAAUUUCUUUAAACCCUCCAUCCUCUGUGAAUCUUGAACCCUAGAAUUUCUUUAAACCCUCCAUCCUCUGUGAAUCUUUCUCUGUUUAACCAAAAGGGGUUUUGUUUUGAUGGAGUAUUUCAAUUCUCUGCCAGAAGAGAUUACGCUGGACAUUAUCAGUCGACUACAAACCGAAUGGGUUCUCGAGUGCAAACUGGUUUGCACAAAUUGGAGAAAUCUUAUUCGCCAUCCAUCGUUCUCCAAAAAGCAAUUACAUCAUCUCAAUCAUCCUGCGGCUGAUUCUGGUAAGAUGGGUUUCAUUGCUGUUACUUAUUUUAAGGGGGAGAAUGAAAAUUCUCAGUAUUUUGAACAUGAGAAUUUUCGGUAUUUUGAGUAUAAUGAAAAUCAUGAAUCCGUUGAUAGAAUUACAAAGUUUAAUUUCAAGCUUCCGUUUGGGAACGAUAUUGAAUUUAUUGGCUCCUGUAAUGGUUUGAUCUGUCUUCAUCACAGCAGAUACUCCUUACCAGGAAAAACUUGUAUUUGUAACCCCAUUACUAGACAGUAUAUUAUGCUCCCAGAAAUUAACAUAGUUGGAAUGGUUCGUGAGACAAAUCAUGGAUUUGGUUACGUUUCUUCAACCAAUGAUUACAAAGUUGUAAGAAUAAUGUCUGUGGAAGAGACCAAGUUUAAGGAAGUUCACGUGUACACUCUAGGGAGUGGAAAUGGGUGGAGAAACCUUGGAAAGUUUGAUUUUGGAGAUUUUGGAGGAGGUGUAUUUUUCAGUGGAGCUCUUUAUUGGCUGGACUAUGAAUUAAAAAUGAUAGUUCACUUCGAUUUAGCUGAGGAAAAGUUUUGUAAACUUCCUUUGUCACCACCUCCUUUGUCAAACAGUGAUUCUUAUUAUAGACUACGGGUUUUGGAUGGGUGUUUGUCUUUUGCUAUUGGUAGAUAUGACUAUGAAUUCGAAGCAACAUGUUGGGAUGUUUGGCUGUUGAAAAACACGGAUGAUAAUCAUGGCAUGAAAGCGCGAGAGGGACUUCAGUCAUUGGGUUGGAGUAAAGUGUUCAGGGCUUGUGGUGACGAAUUGUUUGCUGUUACGAAGAGUUCCGAUGUCUUAACUCACAGUGGUAAACAUAUAAACAUUUAUGACCCAGAAGCUUCAACCUUGAAAAUGAUUGUGGAUCUUAAAGAAUUUAUUAGUGGAGUAUUCACUCACAAGAACACCCUAGUUUCAUUGAAAGAAUUUGGGGAAGAAGGUAUGAAGAUAAUGGAAUCAGUUGAAAUUGCAGAGUCAGAAAGCCAUGAUUGGCCUUUCAACCAGCUGUAGGAGGACGAGACCCUGGAUACCUACGUAUAAACUGGAAGAAAAAUGGAUACCACCAGUCAAAGAGCAGCUAAAACUCAAUUUUGAUGCUUCAUUCUUGAAAUCUACAGAUGAAGUGGGGUGUGGGCUAAUUUUGCAUAAUUAUGCAUGUGUCUUUGAUGGAGUAGAUAAGGAGCAAGCAGAGGCUCUAGCAGGGCUGGAAGCUACUAAAUGGAUUAAAAGCAAGCAUCUCUGGUUUGUAUUUGGAGGGGACUGCGGGAAUGUAGUAGAAGUAAUAAAUGUUUCAUUCACUAGUGUUUCUUGGACUACAAAUAUUAGUGUGAUCGGAAAUGUUCCUAUGCUAAAAGGAUAGCUAAUGAAUAGUCGGCUGACGAGCUUGCCAAGUAUGCUAGAGGUCAGAAAUUAUGUGAUAGUCAAUGGUUCGUAUCUCCACCUUCCUGUAGCAUCAGGAUCUUGGAGGAACAAAGGAACGUAAUUUCUUAAUUUUGAUGGAACUUAUUUCUUGUAAAAAAACGGAUAUAUCACAAAAUAGAUUUGGAGUCUCGAUGACAGAUUUUAG